GUAUAUUCUUUCUGUGAUUUGUACAUCAUCACCAUCUCCGCCUGGAAACUAAAUAGGCUACGUGCUAUUUCUCGUGUUCAGAAAAAAAAUGAGGGUUUAUUAAGUCUACAUCAGGAGUCUGCCCUUUAGGGUCCUCUAUCUCGCCUAUUAAUCCUAUAUCGGGAACCCAAUGAUCGGGUGAAGAUGGAAUGCUUAUGAUAACUGCUGAAAACAUAUACACGUGAAACCAUGAAUAUCCAACGAGGUUUAAUGUUGAUGGUUAGCUUGGUUGCUUCCAUGUCACCUUCUUUGGGAGCAAAAAUUCUAUGUGCAAUGUCUUCUGUUAUCAAUACUCCAAGUCAACACAUCGUCAUGUCCGCUGUCACAGAACCUCUGGUUGAAGCAGGUCACCAGGUAGUUCUGCUCGCCCCUAAAAACAAAAUAACAAAAGGCUUGUCCUCUGGAGCUGUUACCGACAAGAUCUUCUUCGAAAGCUCCAGGACCAAGGCAGAACACGAGGAGUUCAUGAACAAUCUCACAGGAGUGCAACAUCGACUCAGCCAGAGCAAUCCCAUCGCAGUCUUCCAGCUCUUCAGGCAGCAUUUACAUCUGCUUGGAGAAGGAUGUUCCAACCUCUUCGAAGACCAUGCAACCUUGGACAGCCUCAAGAAGGCGAACUUUGAUCUGAUUCUCACCAUGCCUAUUGUGGGUUGUGAUGCCCUUCUGGCGGAAUACCUUAAAAUCCCUUUCAUUUUGAUUAGCCCAGCAAGAAGAUCGUUGGUCGUCACUGAAGAUCACUUUGGAAUUCCAGUCCCUUCGUCCUACGUUCCAUUCAGCAUCAUCUCCUCCUUCACACAAUCCGAUAGAAUGCCCUUCAAAGACCGCCUUCAGAACAUUCUCAUCCGCUUCGUCGCCCAGCCCCUGAUAGAGUUCAUCACUACUUACCGAUUAAGGGAAAUCAAGAAACAAAUGAACAUCCGUCCAGAUCUUACCCUGCGUCAGCUUAUGGGUCGGGCAGAGUUGGCGUUCGUUUAUUUAAGUUUCGCCUUGGACUACCCUCAGCCCCUGGCACCCAACUGGAUACCCAUUGGUGGCAUCACGGCUAAGCCUUCUCAGCCACUCACUAAUAAUUUGGAAGAAUUCGUGGAAGGUUCUGGAGAACAUGGAUUCAUUAUUUUCACGCUGGGUUCGGCUGUGACGUCACUCCAGAACGAGGGGUUGGCCGAAUCGAUCGCGAAGGUUUUCAGCGAGCUACCGCAGAGGGUGCUGUGGCGAUAUAAAGGAAGAAGACCUGACAACGUGGGAAAUAAUACACUCAUAUCUGAUUGGCUACCACAGAAUGAUUUGCUAGGGCACCCUAAAGCGAGGAUGAUGAUCUACCACGGCGGAGCGGCGGGUGUUUAUGAAGCCACAACCCACGGCGUCCCUCUCCUCCUCAUGCCGCUGGCAGCUGACCAGAUGGGAAAUGCAGCCAGAGUAGAAACCAAGGGAUUCGGACGGGCCGUUGAUAAGAAUACUUUAACCGAAGAGGAAUUCAGGGAGGCUGUCAACGAUAUCCUCACCAACCCUAAAUAUCGGACCAACGCAGCACGUGCAUCCGCAAUCAUGAAAGAUCAACUUGCCGCGCCUCAAGAGACGGUAGUCUACUGGGUCGAACACGUCUUGAAAUUCGGCGGUGGCCAUCUCCGAUCCAGAGCUUUAGAACUUAACUUUCUCCAGCGAGAAUCUAUCGACGUUGUAGUCUUUUUAUUGUUGGUGUUCUUGACAGUGAUCUUCACCGUGAGGUGGGUCGUGUGCAGCUGCUGUUGCCGGUUGUGCGCAAGAAGAAACACAAAAUCGAAGAAAGACUAAGAAUUCAGGAUGUAGACCUAUGAACACAGUUUUACUUCCUAAAUUAUCUUAAUGAUCGAAGGCAAUAUCUAUACGAGCAACUGUAUAUGGGUAAAUUGGUACUUGGUACACUUUACUUCACGUCCCUUUGGUUUCAGGCCUAGUGGUUUGAUCCUAGUUCGAACAGUUCGUCUACUAACUAUUUGGUCUAUUCACCAUUUUGUAUUAGGUGCAAUUAGGCUAUAUUACAUCUAAUAUUCACCUGGGCUCCGUAACACAAAGGUUUGCGAUGAAUUUCAAGUAUGAAAGAACCGCACCGAUUUGUUCUCGGUCGGUAUUUUAAACAGAGUGCGCGUGCAACGACGAUCUUGAUUGGUCAUUGGUAUUAAGUGAUUGAUUGCAAGCCUUUGUGUUACGGAGCCCUGGUCUAAUCAUGUGACCAGUGUGUGAUGAGAGGAACUGUGCAUGAACCAGAUCAAGUGAGAAAGUGUGAGAAGGUAAGUAGACGAAAUGGAAAUUCGACCAUCUGUACAGCAGACUAAAUUAGACCAAGUGGCAAUUAGACCACCAGGGUCCCGUAACACAAAGGUUAGCGAUUGAUCAUAAGCUUGAUUUUCACGAUGGAUUGUGCAUUGUAGUCAAUGGAAUCAACCGUAGAAAAAUGUUCUACAAUCAUUGAUAAAUUUUGUGUUACGGGCCCCAAGUAUUAUACCAAUUACAUAAAAGUCCAACUGCUCAUUUCGAGGCAAUAGACCUGCUUUCAUCAUGCUCAACGUAUAUUACCCAGGGGGCCGUUUCAUAAAGCUGUUCGUAAGUUAAGAGUGACUUUAAGAACGACUGGUGAUCCUUUAUUGUGGUAAAUGGCAUAUUCAUUGGCGAUGGUUACGCGCGUAAGAAAGGUUCACCAGUCGUUCUUAAAGUCGCUCUUAACUUACGAACAGCUUUAUGAUGCACCCACUAGAUCCAAUUACUUAAAUUUGAUACACUUUUGUCGAAGAAAGUACACAGCACAAGAAACCUUUAUCCAAGAUGUUUAGAUGCAGAGGAAAGUCUCGAGAUGUGGAUAACGCUUAUUCUGACUUUAAGAUUCAAAGAUAAAAACACUUCAUUUCAUCGAAAAUCAUAAACACACACAGUGCGCGGGUACACACAUGCCUUAUAUACUACACACACACCCACACGCCCAUACAAAACACCCUCAAACACUCCCACACAAACACGGCCAUAAAACUGUUGGCUGUAGCUUUGAGUCGUCGUGUGGUUUUAAGAAUCUUUUCGAUACAUCGACUUCGAAAAUCACAAAAACUACCCGGGUAUAAUAAGGAUACAUCUACACUCAACAGCUAAGCCUUUAAAAACAUAGGCCUACACGAGACAAACAAUAUCAUUACAUUUAAGGAUAUUCACAGACAGCUAUUCCGAAGUUUCGAUAUUUCAAAAUUAAUCCGAAGGACAGCUAUUAGACAGU
Molecule: messenger RNA, 3277 nt
Organism: Lytechinus pictus (painted urchin)
Lineage: Eukaryota; Metazoa; Echinodermata; Echinoidea; Temnopleuroida; Toxopneustidae
Product: UDP-glucuronosyltransferase 2C1-like
Exons: 5
Coding region: 229-1830 (533 amino acids)
Molecular function (GO): UDP-glycosyltransferase activity
Source: RefSeq, a predicted model, not a curated record